Oncorhynchus keta (chum salmon) is the source of this 11350-nucleotide messenger RNA. Its product is annotated as nuclear factor of activated T-cells 5-like. Gene Ontology annotation, cellular component: transcription regulator complex. The record is from RefSeq and is a predicted model, not a curated record. Gene Ontology annotation, biological process: cytokine production; regulation of transcription by RNA polymerase II; calcineurin-NFAT signaling cascade. Lineage: Eukaryota; Metazoa; Chordata; Actinopteri; Salmoniformes; Salmonidae. The transcript has 14 exons. Bases 3075 to 6923 code for a protein of 1282 amino acids. Gene Ontology annotation, molecular function: transcription factor binding; DNA-binding transcription factor activity, RNA polymerase II-specific; RNA polymerase II cis-regulatory region sequence-specific DNA binding.
AAUGUAGGUUUCUAUUGGUUCUCUGUCAAAUGAGGACAACUUUUUAAUUUUAGACUGUCCAGCAGUUCAGGUUAGUUUUUUUUGGUCACACCAGCCAAUUUUCCCCAUCGCUUUGGCUCUUUGUUCAAGUAGUUUCUCCCUCCCCGUAUCCCUGCACAGCCUUCCUCCACUUGCCAGCCAUAUAGCUCUCUGCUGAAGCAUCUCUGCCCUGGCAUUUUUACACCUUUACUGUUCUGUGCUGUUACUGUACUUUGCAAGGCGGGUGCAUGCUGGCUGUGAUAUUACCCUACUCCCAUCACCCAUCCGUGGCCUGCCCUGCUACUUUUUAUAGCUUGGCCUGGCUGUCACCACAUCCAUGAUGCCAGUGUCCUUACUGUUUAGCUCUAUGCGGCUGCACACUUCCAUGUUUCUAUCCCUGUUCUUAUCCCUGUCCUACCACUCCUGCCUGUAACUUUAAGGCUUGGUUACUUCUGUUUGUCCCCUCCCCUGAUCCCUCCAUUUUGAGAUAUGGCUGAAUGGAGAUGUAGCAUCACUCUAGGUUGGCUUCAGCUGUUAUGUAGGAAUGUCGGCUAUUUUUUGUCAACUCUGGCCAUACAAAAUUCAUAUUGCUUUUACUUUGUUGAUUAGCUCACCCCUUUUUAUUUUUCUAAUUGAUGUAACAUGUUAUUGAUUUCCAUUUAGAAGUCUGAAAUGAGCAUGAAUUAUUUGUUGUCUGAGGUCAACUUUCUUCCUUGCCUUUCAGUCAGUCUACAGUUGAGGCCAAAAGUUUUGAGAAUGACACAAAUAUUAAUUUCCACAAAGUGUGCUGCUUUAGUGUUUUUAGAUAUUUUUGUCAGAUAUUACUAUGGAAUACUGAAGUAUAAUUACAAGCAUUUCACAAGUGUCAAAGGCUUUGAUUAACAAUUACAUGAAGUUGAUGCAAAGAGUCAAUAUUUGCAGUGUUGACCCUUUUUCCAGACCUCUGCAAUCCGCCCUGGCAUGCUGUUAAUUAACUUCUGGGCCACAUCCUGACUGAUGGCAGCCCAUUAUUGCAUAAUCAAUGCUUGGAGUUUGUCAGAAUUUGUGGGUUUUUGUUUGUCCACCUGCCUCUUGAGGAUUGACCACAAGUUCUCAAUGGGAUUAAGGUCUGGGGAGUUUCCUGGCCAUGGACCCUAAAUAUUGAUGUUUUGUUCCACAAGCCACUUAGUUAUCACUUUUGCCUUAUGACAAGGUACUACAUCAUGCUGGAAAAGGCAUUGUUCUUCACCAAACUGUUCCUGGAUGGUUGGGAGAAGUUGCUCUCGGAGGAUGUGUUGGUACCAUUCUUUAUUCAUGGCUGUGUUCUUAGGCAAAAUUGUGAGUGAGCCCCCUCCCUUGGUUGAGAAGCAACCCCACACAUGAAUGGUCUCAGGAUGCUUUACUGUUGGCAUGACACAGGACUGAUGGUAGUGCUCUCACCUUGUCUUCUCCGGACAAGCUUUUUUCCGGAUGCCCCAACCAAUCGGAAAGGAGAUUCAUCAGAGAAAAUGACUACCCCAGUCCUCACCAGUCCAAUCCCUGUACCUUUUGCAGAAUAUCAGUCUGUCCCUGGUGUUUUUCCUGGAGAGGUGGCUUCUUUGCUGCCCUUCUUGACACCAGGCCAUCCUCAAAGUCUUCACCUCACUGUGCAUACAGAUGCACUCACCUGCCUGCUGACAUUCCUAAGCAAGCUCUGUACUGGUGGUGCCCCGAUCCUGCAGCUGAAUCAACUUUAGGAGACGGUCCUGGCGCUUUCUGGACUUUCUUGGGCACCCUGAAGCCUUCUUCGCAACAAUUGAACCGCUCUCCUUGAAGUUCUUGAUGAUCCGAUAAAUGGUUGAUUUAGGUGCAAUCUUACUGGCAGCAAUAUCCUUGCCUGUGAAGCCCUUUUUGUGCAAAGCAAUGAUGAUGGCACAUGUUUCCUUCCAGGUAACCACGGUUGACAGAGGAAGAACAAUGAUUCCAAGCACCAGCCUCCUUUUGAAGCUUCCAGUCUGUUAUUCAAACUCAAUCAGCAUGACAGAGUGAUCUCUAGCCUUGUCCUUGUCAACACUCACACCUGUGUUAAUGAGAGAAUCACUGACAUGAUGUCAGCUGGUCCUUUUGUGACAGGGCUGAAAUGCAGUGGAAAUGUUUUUUGGGGGAUUCAGUUCAUUUGCAUGGUAACAAGGGACUUUGCAAUUCAUCUGACCACUCUUCAUAACAUUCUGGAGUAACUGCAAAUUGCCAUCAUACAAACUGAGGCAGCAGAAUAUGUGAAAAUUAAUAUUUGUGGAAUUCUCAGAACUUUUGGCCAUGACUGUAUAUGGGAAAACAUUUUGUAAAAGGAAAUCCAAAUUGGAUCUAAUGCCAAGCCAUUUAAGGGAGGUCAUUUCAAGUAGUGCAGUUCACAAGAGAGUCUGUUUUUCCGUUUUAAGUAGGUAAUUGCAGUGGGAGUCUUUUUAUAGGUGAACACCCAUUAGAGAGGGAAAGGACCUUAUGUUACUUUUGCCCAUAAUUUCAUUCAGUUCAUCUUUAGGAAUGUUUGUUCAGUUCAGACCUUACUACCCCAGCCACUCCUUCUCCUGCUUCCCACCCAUGCUAAAGGGUCCGAGUUUGCUUGUGCCAACUUAGCUUCUGCAUGAGUUUAAAGUGGAAAUGCAUUUUAUUUUACAAGCUCCAAAAUGACACUCAGCCUGUACAUUGAACAGCACCUGAUCAAUAUCGGCAUCCACACACCUCAGCAAUAUAUUGACAAGUGAACAUACUCCACAAAGCCUUUGAAAUUUUCUUCCUUUCUUUGUUUCAAUAAUAUUCAGCAAAUGCACAAAGUGAAUUGCUUUUUUAUUGAUUGGAUGCAAGUUGUUUUGCUAUUAAUGAACUUAACUUGCAUUUUAGCUGGGCCCCACAGGCGUCGUGGUGGGUUGUGGUACUGUGUCUGUCUAUCAGUAGUGAAGACAUUUAGUCCCAAGGGCUCUUAACCCAUCAAAAUUCACCCAAGGUGUUGAGUAGGAAGUUCCCUCUGAAGCAGGGAGUGUCUGCAUAUAAAAUGGUCUGCAGUUCUCUGCUUCAUAGAUGCCACCACCGUCUCCUCUUCUAUGACCAUGGGAGGCCCUCGCAGUGCUUUUCCCACCUCUUCCAGCUUCAUCGUGCACUCCACUACUUCAGCCACCGACCAGACCUCUGCUCACACCAGCAUCGCUGCUCCAGACGAAGGUGUAAGUAGCAGAGCGGUGGCGGAGAUGCUUGGCGCUGAGGGCGGGACUGGCAACAGUGGGAGUGCUGGUGGCGGAAGGGCUGGCGGCGAGAAAGGAGGAGGGGCCGGAUCCCUAGGUGGAGGAGGAAGAGGGGGGGCAUCCCAGGAGGCCCAGCAGCACCACCAGAUGACCCCCUCCAAGCGGCGCACGGUGCUGAACAUCUCGCCUCCGCCCGAGGACCUGUUUGACGACAGCCGCAUGUCCUGCCAGGAGGAUCAGCUCCAGGACUCCGAGCAGAGCAACAGCAUCUGGAUGGAUGACUCCGCCUCCAACUUCAGCAUCGUCAGCUCCAGCUCCUACAACGACAACACAGAGGUGCCCCGGAAGUCGCGCAAGCGCACCCCCCGCCAGCGACCCGGGCCCAAGCCUGCCUCGGCUGAGGAGGCCAGCAUGGACGUGUUUGAUGCAGACAGUGCCAAAGGGCCUCACUUUGUGCUCUCACAGCUGGGCUCAGACAGCAAGACCUGUACCAAAGGAAGUUCGGCAGAUGGCUCCCAAACAACCCAUCAGAAAUGUGGGACCCUAGCGAGCCAGUUCCCUCAGAAGAGUGAGUGCAAGGAGCUGAAGAUCCUGGUCCAGCCUGAGACCCAGCACAGAGCCCGCUACCUGACUGAGGGCAGCAGGGGGUCAGUGAAGGACCGCACUCAGCAGGGCUUCCCUACCCUAAAGCUGGAGGGUGUGAAUGAGGCAGUGGUGCUGCAGGUGUUUGUGGGUAAUGAUGCUGGGCGUGUGAAGCCACAUGGGUUCUACCAGGCCUGCAGGGUGACGGGGCGCAACACCACAGCCUGCAAGGAGGUGGACAUCGAGGGCACCACUGUCAUUGAAGUGUCCCUGGACCCCAGCAAUAAUAUGACCCUGGCGGUGGACUGCGUGGGGAUCCUGAAGCUGCGUAACGCUGAUGUGGAAGCUCGUAUCGGGGUGGCCGGCUCCAAAAAGAAGAGCACACGUGCCAGGCUGGUGUUUCGGGUCAACAUCUCCAGGCCGGACGGCUCGGUGCUCACGUUACAGACACCGUCGUCCCCCAUCCUGUGCACCCAGCCUGCAGGGGUGCCUGAGAUUCUGAAGAAGUCCCUCCACAGUUGCUCAGUGAGGGGGGGUGAGGAGGUCUUCAUCAUUGGGAAGAACUUCCUCAAGGAUACCAAAGUCAUAUUCCAGGAAAAUGUAUCAGAUGAGAAGUGUUGGAAGGCAGAGGCUGAAAUUGACAUGGAGCUGUUUCACCAGAAUCACUUGAUUGUGAAGGUUCCUCCUUACCAGAACCCAGCCAUCGCGUCUGCAGUGUGUGUGGGAAUCUACGUGGUGACCAAUGCUGGCCGAUCCCAUGACGUGCAGCCUUUUACAUACACUCCAGAACCAGUGGACAUAUCUGUGAAGAAAGAAGUUCCAUCUCCAGGCAAGCCCUGCUCUUUUGAUCAACGGAUGAAAGUAAUUGAUGGUGCCUUGAUGCCCCCAAUGUUGCCUCUUGUGAAGAGAGAAGAGGUCACUCCAAUGGAGGUCUCCAGCAACCUCCCUUCUGCUGGCGUGUUCAAGCGGACCCCCGAUGUCAUGUGUUCGGCCCAGCAGACGCUGGAUAUGAGUUCCAACCUUCCCCCCAACAACAGCCCGUUCUCCAACUCCUUGCCGCGGCCUGCCAAGGACCCUGCCGAAUCCCAAACAGCAGUCUUCAACAGUGCAGACGCCCUGAGCACCAUACAGAAGCAGGACAUCGCUCUCACCAACUCCUUCCCCGUGCCUGCGCCUGCAGACUCUCUACUCCAACCUGGGCCUCAGCAGUUCCUCCUGGAGCCCAGAGAGAGAGGUCAGGACAGGGCUGGCAACAAUGCUGGGGCGGUAGGGAGGCUCAGUCAACAAGUGGAGGCCCCUCAACCUGCCCCCCAGCAGCACCAGCUGCCCAUAUUCCCCCCAGACGAUGUGGCCCAACUGGAACAAGCAGUGAGACAACUGCAGGCAAAAGGGUACUGCAGCCAGCAGCAACAGCGACAACAGCAACAGAUUCAACAACAACAAAUUCAGCAACAACAGCAACUACAGCAACAGCAACUACAGCAACAACAACAGGUUCAGCAGCAACAGGUUCAGCAGCAACAGGUUCAGCAGCAACAGGUUCAGCAGCAACAGAUUCAGCAGCAACAGAUUCAGCAGCAACAAAUUCAGCAGCAACAAAUUCAACACCAACAACAGCAACAGCAUGUGUUGGAGAACCUGCGGCAGGAGCUGUUUAAAUCACAGAUGCCAAUGCAGUGUGGUAUAUUUCAGGGCGGUUCUCUAGGUGAGAACGCUGAACAGCAGGGUUCCCAGCAGGGCAUGGUGCAGAACCAUGGUUCCCUCUUUCAGCAGGCCCAACAGCAGCAGAGGCAACAACAGAAACAGCAGCAGCAAGCAGCACUCUUUCAGCAAGCAAAUGAGCUCCUCUCCAUUCAGACCAACUUCCUCCAUCAGACGCCUUCUCAUCCCUCUCCACCCCUCUUCCAUAACCCCAGCCCCCUGGCUGAGGCACAGGACCCACAGGGGGCGCUGUUCCACACUCAGAAGGCCUCUCCCAUCCAGGAGCAGGUCCAGGCAACCCUCUUCCAGAACACCCUGACAGUGUUGAGUAGGACCAGCCUCUCCCCAGAGCAGCCCCCCUCUGCCACCAACCUGUUCCUCCCCCAGAGUGCCCUGCCUGUUCAGCUCUCCGCUAGCGGCAGCCAGCAGCAGCAGCUGGCCUUCCUCAGUGCCCUGCAGACCUCUGCCCCUGAGCCCCAGUCAGUGUUCCAGGCUCAGACCCAGCUUUCUCCUAUCCAGCAGGGGACCCCCAUGGAGCAGCAGCAGCCCUCCCAGCCUCAGCCACCUCAGCAGAACUCUAUGUUUCAGAACAUCUCCCCUCAUCCACCUGCAAACACUCUCUCUCAGACCCAGCAGCAGCAGGCUGGCCUACUGUUCUGCAGCAAACACCUCUCCACUCCAGAGCAGCCCCCCAGUUUGCUGUUCAGUGGCCAGGGCCAGAUGCCCCCCAUGAGCAGCAGCAGCCUGAACUCUCAGGAGCCCCAAAACCCCUCCAUGCUGUUCUCUCAGGCCAGCAUGGUGACUGUUAGCCAACAGGAAUCCUCUGAGCCCAUGGCCUUCCAGGACCAGAGCCAGGUGGUGGGGAACCCCUCAGAGCCUCGCCAUCACGGCCUGUUCCAAGAGCAGCAGCCCAUGCAGUUGAUCACCAGCUCCAACAACGGCCCAGAGCAGCCCGUCUCUCUCUUCAUGCCCCAAUCCAACAUGUCUGCCCUGCAGGGUUGCAUGGCUGCCCGGGAACUCCCGCAGACAGGCAUCUUCAGCACUCAGAAUGGGGUGGCAGGCCUGCAGACCACCACCUCCUCCCCCGUACAGCAGCCAGGGUCUCUGUUCCAGACAGCAGUCAGUGGGAGCCUCAACCAGCCCAGCGAGGCCCAGCAGCCAGGCCUCUUCCUCUUUGGGAUUCAGAAUGAGUGUGGCCAGCUGAUAACCUCUCCUGGAACCACUCUGUCUGAUCAGAUCAUUGCCAUCAGUCAGUCUGGUCAGAACCAGAGAGAGAGCGAAGCCCAGAUCCAGUCGCUGCUCAACCAGUCCAUGUCUGAGUCAGGGAGCAUGCAGAACAGCAUGACCGCCUCCCAGAACAUGGAGAAGAUAGAUGACCUGCUUGUCAGCCUGCAGGAGCAGGGCAACAACCUCACUCGCUCCUACUAGGCCUGCUAUAGGUUUCAGGAGCCCAGAAGACCCCCAGUGUGGACCCCCAUUCAUUACAGAUGGCAGAAGACCCCAGUGUGGACUCCCAUUACAGAUGGCAGAAGACCCCGGUGUGGACCCCCAUUACAGACGGCAUAAGAAUGAAAACAAACUCAAUGGUGGGCUCCUGUCCUAACUCCAAGUUACAUGUAAGCCUCAGCUGCCUUUUUCUCCAAGGACAGUCUUCAUGUGUAGAUGCUCCACACAUGAAGUCCUCCACUGCAUCUAAACCUGGACCUCAAAAUAGGACAUAGGUUGUAGUUACCCCACAACUGUCAUUGUAUCUCGCAGCUAGUCGCCUCCAGCUCUUAAUGAAACAUGACACUAUGUAAUGUUUGGCUAACUCAUCAGUUCUCAGAGCAGCACUUUGCGGUGUGGUUUUAUAAGGAUGGUGGUGGAAGCUAGCACAGCAUUCUGUCUUCUCCAGGACCAGAGUGUGGGCUCACAAUUGUUUAUAACGCAUUGUUGUCCUUUUUAUACGAUAUUAAAAGUAUUUUAGGAAAUAGCAAAAGAAAAUAUACAAUUCAUGAAAAAUAAACCUUUGUAAUAUAUUUUGACUUUAGUUCUUUCAGCACUUUACGAUGCUUUCCUUUUGUGGCCAGUUACUCAUUAAGUUGGCCAAUGCAUUCGCUAGUCAGCUAUUUAGUCAGUACAUCUCGACAACUUUAUUACUCAUGCAUGUGUUUUGAAUUAUGGCUUUAGUUUUUUAUUGUUCCUUUCAUGAAAUACCAGUUUCUUAUUGGCAGCCAUCUUCCCAUUACCCAUUCAUGAGAAUAACUCCAAAUAUUUCAGUAUUACACCAUGGAUUUCUUUCCCUGAUUAGACUCUGUAGUACGAGAGAUGCUCUAGAUUAGGGUCAAUGUGGAUCAAGAGAAAAAAAUCAUCCAGCCUUUAAAUUAUUAAUUUCCAGUCUACAUAAUUAAAUAGGCCUACAUUUUUAAUAAAUCAGAACCAUAUAUGUGUACUAUAUACCAGUGUGCAUGGUUGUCUGAUGUAAUUAAAGAGUAUAUUGUUAUUUGUAUCAUUCUAUCGCAAAUGUAGAUAAUGUGUUGUUUUGUAAUGAUGUCUCCAUGGAAGAUGUUUGUAUUAGCUCACGUCUGGCACGCACAAACUGGACUUUUAUCCAUAGAUCAGAGAGGAGUUUUCCGUAUGUUUGUCUUACUGUAAAAUACCAACUCUCUUGCCUACAGUGGGUCACCCCAGGACCUGAGUCAAGGCCUCAAGUCACAGCCUCCUUUUUCCUCUUCAUGAAUGGCCAGUUUUAUGGCUCAUAUUGAUUGGUGUGUUCAUAUUUGUCAUUUGAGACUCGCCAUGUUUUGACAGGAAGAAAGUGGUGAAAGUGACUGGAGCAGUUAUCUGUUUUGCCUUGAGCAUGAAUGGUUGUUUGUAGUUGGAUUAUUAGUGUCAGGCGUGAUAUACAGAUGUAUGAUCUUAAUUUGAUCACUCUUUUUUUGCGGAGAAUUUUCCUGCACUGGAAGAAAAACUUUUUUAUUAUUAUUUGUAUUUUAUAAUUUUUGUAUAUAUUUUUGUUAUACUUUGUACCCCGAGUUUCAUGAUAUCCAAUUGGCAGUUAGUCUUGUACCAUCGCUGCAACUCUGCAACUGCAACACGACUCUGCCAAGCCGCUCUGCUUCUUGACGCACAGCUCGCUUGUGUGUCAAAUUUCGACUUUGAAAUUUCAGACUUGAUUUACCCUAAUGAAAAAUGUAUCAACCUCUACAAAAAUGUCCAUUAAUUAUAAUCCACAGAAUAAUUCACAUUUCCUUUUGCUGCAGGAUUAUUUUUCUGCUAUAGCAAACUGGCUCAGAUUAAGACCCUACACCUGUACUGCUGCCAAACUGGUUUGUGCUUUUAUUCUUUACAUGUGAGUAUUGGGCUGAAGUGGAGCCAACGGUAAGAUUGUGUCUUGUUUUUUGUCUGAAUCUGAAUAUACACAUGAACAAGGGGCUGGUCUCUGAUGACAACAAUAACAGCUUCGUUGAGUGCCUCCAUCUUUCUCUCUUAGUGUUGUAUUUUAUUGUGUGUUCUGAACAUCAUUACCUUUUUUAACUUUAAAAACAAGCAGAGAGUGGAGAGUAUUUAAAUUAUUUUUAGUAAUGUGAUUGGUGGGGCCCCAUAUUCCCCAUCCCAGAGCUUGAGCUGUGUUCUUUUAGAUAUUUAAAGGGACCCUACUCAUGAAUAAUGAACCUUUAAGUUGCUUUGGAGAAAAGAGCUGUCUGUGAUUGGCCUUCUUCAACUCUUGUGAAAUACUAGUAGUUUUGUUUCCAGUAGUCGUGAGUAUUUGUGAAUUCUUAUCAUAUUUACAAAUAUUUUAUCAUAUCUUUUUUACUGGUGUAGUUCUAAUACAUCUUUUCAGAAAUCAUAUCUAAUUUAUUUGGUAUUUCUUGUUUUAGAUAUUGUCUAAAUUGUGUCCCACAAUCAUAUUUGUGCUACAAAUUACUUGAUGUACAAGUUUGGUUCUGAUUUAACUCCGUAAUUGUAUUAAUAUUAGUUAUGUGGAUUUGGCCCUUCCCCACCUGUUGAAACUGUAGUUGGCUGUGGUCUUGUGUGACAUAUCUGUCAGUGAAGCUUUUCUUCUCCUUGUAGAUGUGAGGACAGGGAUACAACUUUAUGAUUGAGGGAGUUAAAAUGUAACAUGUACACUGAGUCACAUGUACAUUCCUGUGCAUUGUUUUCUUCCCUUUGAUAGAUUUCUGUUCAUAUGCCAGGUUGAGAUCAAUUGUACAGUAUGUUUGUCCAAAGCUGAUAGUUUAAGUCAAACCCUUGUGACAUCAUCCAUGAAACAUUUAACCUGUACUGUCACAUCUACAACUUAUUUCACCUCUUGAAUAAGGAAAGAGCAGGAAGUUAUUGGACAACUAUGCCAGUUAUAAAGCCAUACAGACAGUUUAAAACAGCAUCUAUUAAAUAUUUGUUAAUAGGGUUUACAAAAAACUCCAAACGCAGAAUGUGUUUGUUACCUCAACCCGAGCAGGUUGCUAAUCAGGCCACCUUACUCAACAUUGGACCAAUUUCAAUGAUAAAGUACAUUCUUUAUAUAUAGUAUACAUACAAUAUUUUGUUAGCAACAUGUUAAUGUUUUGUGUUAUGAAUACACAAUAAGAUUAUUGUUAUUUUCAAGCAUAAGGAUAUUGAGGAAAGAAAUACCUAUUUUCAAAUGUAACCCAUGAAUAUCCCAUGUAGUAUGGGCUUUGACAAAAUAGGAGGCCUAUUUGUCAAGUAGGCUACAUGUUUUACAUUGAUGACGACAUGAGUCUUUGUAAUUGAGUGGCGCUAUACUUUAUUGUGCCGGUAAAGGUUUAAUUUAUUGAAGACCUAAAAAUGUACGACUUUUCCUACUCAACCAAUGACGACAGAAAUGCAGGGGUCACCUUGAAAGUUCAUCUAUAUUUUUACCAUAUUUGCACCCAGACUAACCAAUGAUUUAUGACAUCACAGUGUACAGCAAAUAUAUUUUAGAAGUAUUGCUCAGUACAUUGGAUGAUAUACUUGUGCCUUGACAAACUUUUAUAGUAGAGACCAGAUUUCUUGUACCAGUGUUGCCUGAUUUAUUCACCGCUGUGACACUUGUCAGUGGUUAUUAGCCCUUGAUAACUAGUAUCUUGCAAGCCAUACGACUUCAUACGACUUCUAAUGCCGUACAGAGAUGAGUGACCAGAUAAAUGUAUAGUGUUGUGCAAUUUGUGGUGCAUCUGAUUUAUUUUCACGAAAAUAUGAAUUGCAUUUGUUUAACGUCGUUGCAAUUGAAGUUUUGUCUCAAACUGCUAUGCAGCUUGAUUCAAUAUAAAUGUAUAUCUGUUACUUUUUUAAUAUAUAUUUUAUCUAUCUAGCCUCUCUUGAUUGUUCAUUGCAAAGGGGAAACUAUAACGAAAUAUUGUAAUUAUGUGAAUUACUUAUGUAACUUUUUGAAAUAGUAUUGAUACUGUGUGCCACCGGGAUUUGUUUUUAUUUUUAUGUUUGGGCUUGUGUCAGUCAAGACCAACACAAAUUUCACCUAAUUCAAACAAACUUGUCAUUCAGAAUUUUCAUCAUGGGUGUUUUGUUUUUAUUGUAAAUGUAAUCUGUUAGUCUGUUCACACACUGUUCUGUUUGUGUCCCCUUAACCUGUCUGGCUUUGGUUUGAUGUGAAAGUCUGCUUUAUUUCCAUUAGGUUUUUUUCUGGUGAUCAGUAAUGAACCUGUUUAUAGCAUUGACAGGUUAUAGGUAUGGGGAGUGCAUAUCACCUAUGUGUUUUUAGCUACCGUGUGAACAACUGUUAAAUAUUACCUUUAAAAAAAUGAAUCUAUAUAAAAAUGUAUUUUUGCUUUUGUUGGGGCAUUUGUAUACUCUUGCAAUUAUAUUUAUGUAAACCUGCUGGUAUCUAUAUUAAUAAAGAUAGAUGAUACGUU